AUGUCUGCUUUCAGGUUGUGGCCUGGCCUGCUGAUCAUAUUGGGUUCUGUCUGCCAUAGAGGUUCAUCGUGUGGCCUUUCAACACAUGUAGAAAUAGGACACAGAGCUCUGGAGUUUCUUCAGCUUCACAAUGGGCAUGUUAACUACAGAGAGCUGUUACUAGAACACCAGGAUGCAUAUCAGGCUGGAACCGUGUUUCCUGAUUGUUUUUACCCUAGCAUCUGCAAAGGAGGAAAAUACCAUGAUGUGUCUGAGAGCACUCACUGGACUCCGUUUCUUAACGCAAGCGUUCAUUAUAUCCGAGAGAACUAUCCCCUUCCCUGGGAGAAGGACACAGAGAAACUGGUAGCUUUCUUGUUUGGAAUUACGUCUCACAUGGCGGCAGAUGUCAGCUGGCAUAGUCUGGGCAUUGAACAAGGAUUCCUUAGGACCAUGGGAGCUAUUGAUUUUCACGGCUCCUAUUCAGAGGCUCAUUCGGCUGGUGAUUUUGGAGGAGAUGUGUUGAGCCAGUUUGAAUUUAAUUUUAAUUACCUUGCACGACGCUGGUAUGUGCCAGUCAAAGAUCUACUGGGAAUUUAUGAGAAACUGUAUGGUCAAAAAGUCAUCACCGAAAAUGUAAUCGUUGAUUGUUCACAUAUCCAGUUCUUAGAAAUGUAUGGUGAGAUGUUAGCUGUUUCCAAGUUAUAUCCCACUUACUCUACAAAGUCCCCGUUUUUGGUGGAACAAUUCCAAGAGUAUUUUCUUGGAGGACUGGAUGAUAUGGCGUUUUGGUCCACUAAUAUUUAUCAUCUAACAAGCUUCAUGUUGGAGAAUGGGACCAGUGACUGCAACCUACCUGAGAACCCUCUGUUCAUUGCAUGUGGCAGCCAGCAAAAUCACACCCAGGGCUCGAAGAUGCAGAAAAAUGAUUUUCACAGAAAUUUGACUACAUCCCUAACUGAAAGUGUUGACAGGAAUAUAAACUAUACUGAAAGAGGAGUGUUCUUUAGUGUAAAUUCCUGGACCCCGGAUUCCAUGUCCUUUAUCUACAAGGCUUUGGAAAGGAACAUAAGGACAAUGUUCAUAGGUGACUCUCAGUUGUCACAAAAGCAUGUCUCCAGCCCCUUAGCAUCUUACUUCUUGUCAUUUCCUUAUGCGAGGCUUGGCUGGGCAAUGACCUCAGCUGACCUCAACCAGGAUGGGCACGGUGACCUCGUGGUGGGCGCACCAGGCUACAGCCACCCUGGCCACAUCCACAUCGGGCGCGUGUACCUCAUCUACGGCAAUGACCUGGGCCUGCCGCCCGUUGACCUGGACCUGGACAAGGAGGCCCACAGGAUCCUUGAAGGCUUCCAGCCCUCAGGUCGGUUUGGCUCGGCCUUGGCUGUGUUGGACUUUAACAUGGACGGCGUGCCUGACCUGGCCGUGGGAGCUCCCUCGGUGGGCUCCAAGCAGCUCACCUACAAAGGUGCUGUGUAUGUCUACUUUGGUUCCAAACAAGGAAGAAUGUCUUCUUCCCCUAACAUCACCAUUUCUUGCCAGGACAUCUACUGUAACUUGGGCUGGAGUCUCUUGGCUGCAGAUGUGAAUGGAGACAGUGAGCCCGAUCUGGUCAUCGGCUCCCCUUUUGCACCAGGUGGAGGGAGGCAGAAGGGAAUUGUGGCUGCGUUUUAUUCUGGCCCCAGCCUGAGCGACAAAGAAAAACUGAACGUGGAGGCAGCCAACUGGACGGUGAGAGGCGAGGAAGACUUCUCCUGGUUUGGAUAUUCCCUUCACGGUGUCACUGUAGACAACAGAACCUUGCUGUUGGUUGGGAGCCCGACCUGGAAGAAUGCCAGCAGGCUGGGCCAUUUGUUACACAUCCGAGAUGAGAAAAAGAGCCUUGGGAGGGUGUAUGGCUACUUCCCACCAAACGGCCAAAGCUGGUUUACGAUUUCUGGAGACAAGGCAAUGGGGAAACUGGGUACUUCCCUGUCCAGUGGCCACGUACUGAUGAAUGGGACUCUGACACAAGUGCUGCUGGUUGGAGCCCCGACGUACGAUGACAUGUCUAAGAUGGCAUUCCUGACCGUGACCCUGCACCAAGGCGGAGCCGCUCGCAUGUACGCACUCACAUCUGACGUGCAGCCUCCGCUGCUCAGCACCUUCAGCGGAGACCGCCGCUUCUCCCGAUUUGGUGGCGUUCUGCACUUGAGUGACCUGGAUGAUGAUGGCUUAGAUGAAAUCAUCAUGGCAGCCCCCCUGAGGAUAGCAGAUGUAACCUCUGGACUGAUUGGGGGAGAAGAUGGCCGAGUUUAUGUAUAUAAUGGCAAAGAGACCACCCUUGGUGACAUGACUGGCAAAUGCAAAUCAUGGAUAACUCCAUGUCCAGAAGAAAAGGCUCAAUAUGUAUUGAUUUCUCCUGAAGCCAGCUCAAGGUUUGGGAGCUCCCUGAUCACCGUGAGGUCUAAGGCAAAGAACCAAGUCGUCAUUGCUGCUGGAAGGAGUUCUUUGGGAGCCCGACUCUCUGGGGCACUUCACGUCUAUAGCCUUGGCUCAGAUUGAAGAUUUCACUGCAUUUCCCCACUCUGCCCACCUCUCUCAUGCUGAAUCACAUACAUGGUGAGCAUUUUGAUGAACAAAGUGGUACAUCCAGUGGAGCUGUGGUAGAUCCUGAUAGACGUGGGGUUCCUGCGAGUAGAGACACACACUAACAGCCACACUCUCUGGAAAUCUGGUACAGUAAAUAUAUGACUGCACUAGGAAUAUGUGAAAUAGCAGACACUCUGCUUAUUCAUGUCUCCUUCCACAGUUUAGUUCCUCGCUCCCUUUGCAUCUAAACCUUUCUUCUUUCCUAACUUAUUGCCUGUAGUCAGACCUGUUGUACAACCUAUUUCCUCUUCCUCUUGAAUGUCUUUCCAGUAGCUGGAAAGGUCCCUCUGUGGUUAUCUGUUAGAACAGUCUCUGUACACAAUUCCUCCUAAAAACAUCCUUUUUUAAAAAAAAUUGUGCAGCCAUAAAGAAAGAACAAGAUCAUGCCCUUUGCAGGGACAUGGAUGGAGCUGGAGGCCAUUAUCCUUCAUAAACUAAUGCAGGAACAGAAAACCAAAUACUGCAUGUUCUCACUUGUAAGUGGGAGCCAAAUGAGAACACGUGGACACAUAGAGGGAAACAACACACACUGGGGCCUGUGAGAGGGUGGAAGGUGGGAGGAGGGAGAAGUCAGGAAAAAUAACUAAUGGAUACUUAGGGCAAUGAAAUAAUCUGUGUAACAAACCCCCAUGACACACCUUUAUGUAUGUAACAAACCUGCACUUCCUGUGCAUGUACCCCUGAACUUAAAAGUUAAAAAAAAAAAUUGAACUUAAAAAUAACAGAUUGGUGGCCCAUGCCAAAGUAUGAUAGAAAGAAAAGAAAAAAAAAAAGAAACUGAGGGAGGAAAAAUAGUACAGAGAAAAGCAUGGGGGUGAGAGAUGACCUCACAUUCCAAAUUCCUUGUGACUUAGUCCUUUUUAACUUUUAUUUUAGGUUCAGGGGUACAUGUGAAGGUUUAUCUUUUCUGCUCCUCCCACUCCUCCCAUCUUCCCCCCUCCAGUAGACCCCAGUGUGUGUUGUUUUGUGUUCAUAAGUUCUUAUAACUUAGCACCCACUUGUGAGAACAUGCUAUAUUUGGUUUUCUGUUCCUGUGUCGUGUUAGUUUGCUAAGGAUGAUAGUCCUUUUUUUUUUUUUUUUGAGACGGAGUCUGCUCUGUUGCCUAGGCUGGAGUGCAGUGAUGCGAUCUCAGCUUACUGCAACCUCCGCCUCCCAGGUUCAAGUGAUUCUCCUGUCUCAGCCUCCCAAGCAGCUGGGACUACAGGUGUACAAUACUACGCCCGGCUAAUUUUUGUAUUUUUAGUAGAAACAGGGUUUCACCAUGUUGGCCAGGCUAGUCUCGAACUCCUGACCUCAGGUGAUCCACCCACCUUGACCUCCCAAAGUGCUGGGAUUACAUGCGUGAGCCACAGGACCUGGCCGAUAAUCCUUUCUUGAUGAGGAUUAAUACCUUUUCAAUGUUUAUAUAGUGAAGGACAAAUAUAAAAACCAAGACUAUCACUCUUCUGUGCUCUCCAAUGCUUUUGUAGAGUUGGCUGUUCUGACACCUAAAGAGCCUAGCGACACUGCUAGUUUUAAGCCAUCUCAUGAGGGACCUUUGUAGCAUUAGGUUACAACUUGUGCCAAAAGAACUAGAGGGAAGAGAUGCGGCCUGAGCCACAGGCUACUGUAAGGGCCGGAGAGGAAAGCAGGCCUUGGCCUCGCUUGUUCCUGGGCUGUUUUUCAUAGGAUGGAUUUCAUUUGUCAGUCCUGCUGUGUGGCACAUUUAAGGGAAAGGAAUGUAUCAUAGGGUUUCAGUUUCAGUAAACAUUAGCGGGCAUUAUCUGUAAACAGUAACUAGUUUAUUUUGUGUUAAAUUAGGAAGAACCUCUUUCUUCUGCCACAGGUGAGAUGAUACUUAAAAGCAGGAGAAAAUAACAAAUGAAGAGCCCUUCUCUUCUCAGCUUCUCUCAAGGCAGAGUAGAGGUUGGUGAAAAGGGGACAGGAAGAGGAAUCCAGCUGAAAAGUAGAAAGUUAACAAGAACAUCAACAGGCACAUCCCUAGAGAGCAUCUCUGGGUCACUCCCAGGAUGACCUCAUUUUUCUGGAAGAGGUACAUGUGCUAGCUGCAUAGUAACCUAUGGCACAGCAAAAGCACAAGGAAGCACCAUUUGGUUUCGUUUAGGUACAAUUAUUGGUAGCCCAACCUAUCUGAAGAAUUACUUUUAAUUAAAAGGAUGGUUAUUUUUAGGGGACCAGAAAUUACUUAGUUGUAUUCACGUAUGAGUUGAGCAGUUUGGUAGAGCAGACUCUGACAUCUGACACUUCAGUAAAGGGAUGUUUUUCUCAGUACUGGGUCUUUUCAUUAGACGGAUGCAUUUAUAUAAAGUGUCAGUGUUUUUAUGCUUCACUAAAUGAUAGAUAAGGCCUGUGUUUAAACAUGAUCAUUAUUUACCUCCUGAUUUAUAUUUUUCCUAAUGCCUGAAUACACCCAAUAGCAAGCACCAGGUGGAGGUUAAGACCCACAAAAAUGGAAGCUUCCUUUCAAGUUUAUAGGACAUUUAACCAUACUAACCCCACUGUCAAAAACAAUGUAAAUUAUACUCCUACUGUAAAAAGUCAGCUGAUAUGGCAAAUAUGUAAAAAACCUGGCAUACAGGAAAAAAUUAAUGCAUGACAGUCUAAUAUAUUAUCCUGCUACAUGGAUUAAAUUUUCAUUCCACUAAGUAUUAACUAUAGUUUUAAGCAUUGAUUCUGCUUAAUAACUAAAAUGUAAAGACCUUACCUUUGUAGGGUUGUAAUUUCUCAUUAACAGAAAUCUGAACUUAUACAAGUUUAACUCAAAUUUAUCUUUAUUUCAAGAUAUCAGAAGACAUUUACAUAUUUGCAUUUUCUGUCUUGCUACUAUCUGUGUAUAUUGUAACAGCUUUUCUCAAGGCUUCAAGAUAGGAAUUGUUUUAUGCCUUUGUAUCACAGAACCUAAGAGACCAAAAUUAUUUGAAGAUGGAGUGGGGACAAAACUGGGGUCUCUGCAGUCCCUACUCCAUGUACCAUCCAUUAGCUCACCUCUGUAGGUAUUACUAAAGUCAUGAGAGUUAAAUCCAACGUGCAACUUUAAUAUUGCA
Pongo pygmaeus (Bornean orangutan) is the source of this 5655-nucleotide messenger RNA. It is a transcript of the gene GPLD1, whose product is annotated as glycosylphosphatidylinositol specific phospholipase D1. Gene Ontology annotation, molecular function: GPI anchor phospholipase D activity. The transcript has 25 exons. The coding region runs from base 1 to 2523 and encodes 840 amino acids. NCBI's taxonomy places the organism in Eukaryota, Metazoa, Chordata, Mammalia, Primates, Hominidae. The record is from RefSeq and is a predicted model, not a curated record. Gene Ontology annotation, cellular component: extracellular region; extracellular matrix.